UAUCCAUUCUGUAGCCCAUGGACCAAGACUUAAUUUCAACUUUCAAAUCUUCUUAUUUAACAGAUAUAUUUCAUAAGGCUAUAGUUGCCAUAGAUAGUGGUUCCUCUGGUGGAUCUGGGCAAAGUAAACUGAACACCUUCUGAAACAGUCACCAUUCUAGAUGCCACUAAGAAUACUCAUGAUUCAUGAGAAGAGCUCAAAAUAUCAACAUGAACAAGGAGUUUGGAAGAAGCUAAUUCCCAUCCUCAUGGAUGAGCUGGAGGGGUUCAGGACUUCAGUGAAGGCAGUAACUGCAGAUGCAGUGGAAACAGUGAGAGAACUAGAAGUAGAAGGCAAGCCUGAAGAUAGGACUGAAUGGCUGCAAUCUCACAAUCAAACUUCCACGGAAGAGGAGUUGCUUCUUAUGGAUGAGCAAAAAAAGUUUCUUGAGCUGGAAACUGCUCCUGGUGAAGAUGCUGUGAAGACUGUUGAAAUGACAAUAAAGGAUUGAGAAUAUCAUCACAUAAACUUAGUUGAUAAAGCAGCAGUAGAGUUUGAAAGACUUGGCUCCAAUUUUGAAAGAUGUUCUGCUGUGGGUAA
Molecule: messenger RNA, 579 nt
Organism: Canis lupus familiaris (dog)
Lineage: Eukaryota; Metazoa; Chordata; Mammalia; Carnivora; Canidae
Product: tigger transposable element-derived protein 1-like
Exons: 1
Coding region: 161-490 (109 amino acids)
Source: RefSeq, a predicted model, not a curated record